CGGCUCUCGCCGGAAUCCGCAAAAUAUUUGUGGCCAUCGCUUGCCUCGUAAACGCGCCCACCCUCAUCUCUGACGCCUUCCCAGCCUCUUCUGGUCGUAGCAUCUGCGGCAGGAAUUGUUAAUUUCCACUAAUAGCGGAUUUGCGCAUUAUGGAUUUCGCAAAUCCAUUGCCGUCGACAGUCAAGUCUGCCUCUUUCUACGUGUUGAGCACAGAGGAAAUCAAACGUAUAUCUGUCCAACAAAUCACCAAUGAUUCAAUAUUCGAUCAGCUUGGCAGACCAAUCCCUAAAAGUCUUUAUGAUUCCGCAUUGGGUCCCCUCACACCACGAGACAUUUGCGAAACUUGUAAGCUGGACUAUUUCAAGUGUCCCGGUCAUUUCGGGCAUAUUGAGCUACCUGUUCCUGUGUACCAUCCAUUUUUUAUGGUGACACUCCUCAAACUCCUGCGGUGUACAUGCCUUUUCUGUCACCAUUUCAUGUUUGGAGCAGCUAUUCGAGCCAGAUUCACUGCGGUAUUCCGCCUUCUGGAGUACGGCUUGCUCGCGGAGGCUCAAGCGCUGGAUGAAUUUGAGCCUGACUUUGCUGACAAUGAUGAGGAAACAGAUGCCGGGGCGCUUACCCUUCCCGAAUACAUCAAGAAAGUCGAAACCACAGUUGAUCACGCGUUACGGUCCCGCGGAGGGAUCCAAGAUGGCUACAAGCACGAACUGGUUUUCUCUUUUCGUCAACAAGCAAUAAAAAAAUUCCUCCAGUUCCGGUUAACCCGUUGCCGUAACUGUAAAGCUGUGGCACACACCUUUCGCAAAGAAGGCUCAGCAAAAAUAGUCCGAUACGACUUGACUCCGCUCCAGAAACAAGAGAACUCGAGGCAUCAUGUCGCCACACCUGAUGUUCUUAGCAGUGAAGCCGCGAAAAUGCCUGUCACUGUGGAUGAUGAUGACGGGGGAGAGGAGGAACCGGCUCCGCAAGCCGAGUUUACGGACGACGAAACAUCGGACGAGCUGGUAAAAAAGGAUGUUACUAAGCCGACAGGUGCUCCUACGGUCGGUAAAAGGCGUGGUCGACAAGAAUUCCUAUUCCUCCCUGAGGAAUGCCGUGCUCAUAUCCGAAGGUUGUUUGCCAACGAGUCAACCCUAUGCUCCCUAAUCUUUGGUCGACACGGUCCGUAUGCUUAUGGCAAUGGAAGAGCUUCGGGACUGCCUAGCAAGACCACUCCUGGGCAGGCGUCAGCGGACAUGUUCUUCUUGGAGGUUAUGCCAGUGUCACCGAAUCGCUUUAGACCCGUCCAGAGAGUGGGAGACGCGCUUUUUGAGAAUACCCACAACCAAACGUUGACUCAUAUUCUGCAAACUUCUCUCGAGAUCAAGCAAGUAUCUACAGAACUCAAAGGUUAUUCGAUUAAGGAUGGGAAUAUGUCAGCGGAUGCCGUCGAAGAACAACGGACUCUAGCACUCCAACACCUUGUUCGUUUGGUUCUCAAGAUACAGCGCGAUGUCGAGUCCUUUAUGGACAGCAAUAGACACACCAGUCGUACGAAGCUUCCUCCGCCAGGCGUCAAGCAAAUUUUGGAGAAGAAGCAAGGCCUUUUUCGCCAGAAUUUGAUGGGGAAACGGGUAAAUUUUGCCGCCCGUUCUGUAAUCUCGCCGGACGUGAAUAUCGAGACAAAUGAGAUCGGCGUUCCCCCCGUGUUCGCAAAAAAGUUGACCUUCGCGGAGGCGGUCACAGAUGCCAACGUUCACGAGCUACGCCAGGCGGUUAUUAAUGGCCCAACAUGGCCUGGAGCCAGUAUGGUGCAGAUGGAAAAUGGUCAAUGUAUUAGUUUGCUUACUACAAUGGACAAGCGAAGGGCUAUCGCAAACCAGCUUCUGACUCCGCAACAACAGCCCCCUUCUCAUUCCUUGGGUCAUCUUGGCCUGACGCAUCGCUUGCAGUCCGGAACUCCUACCGUCAAUAAAAAAGUGUUUCGGCACCUCCGUGAUGGUGAUAUGCUCAUCGUGAAUCGACAGCCUACUCUUCACAAACCGAGCAUGAUGGUCCAUAGGGCAAGAGUCCUUCGAGGCGAAAAGACGAUUCGGAUGCACUAUGCGAACUGUAACUCGUAUAAUGCUGAUUUUGAUGGUGACGAGAUGAAUCUUCACUUUCCCCAAAACGACGUUCCCAGAGCGGAAGCUAUGGUGAUUGCCAACACUGAUGACCAGUAUCUCGUACCGACGUCCGGUGCGCCUCUUCGAGGUCUUAUCCAGGAUCACGUCGUAGCCGGGGUCUGGAUGACGAACAAGCAGACCUUUUUUACUCGCGAAGAGUAUCAUCAAAUAAUUUAUGGGGCUCUUCGCCCCGAGAACGGAUACACCGGGUGUGGCAGGGUACUGACACUGCCUCCCGCAAUCUGGAAGCCACGUGCCUUGUGGACGGGGAAACAACUUAUCUCUACGGUUUUAAAAAACGUUACACCCCCCAACUCCAAGGGGUUGAAUAUGGAAUCCAAAGCUAAAGUUCCUAACAAGUAUUGGGGGCUUUUCUCCACGGAACAAGACGUCGUUUUUGUCGACGGCGAGCUGGUCUGUGGCAUACUCGAUAAAUCUCAAUUUGGUGCGACUUCAUAUGGUAUGGUGCACGGCGUUUACGAGCUCUACGGUGGAGAGGUUGCUGGAAAGUUACUGAGUGUUCUUAGUCGACUAUUCACGAAAUUCCUCCAACAUCGAGCCUUCACUUGCCGAAUGGAUGACUUAGCUUUGACUCCAUCUGCUGAUGCGGCUCGAAAGUUAGUCUUGAAAGAGGGCUCUAAUUUUGGCACCGAGGCUGCAAUGGACAAUUUCCCUUCACUGUCGGACCCCCAGUCACCUAAUGACGAAAAGCCUGCAGCUUUGAAAAAGUUGCUGGAGGAAGUGCUUCGGGACGACAACAAGAUGGCUUCCCUUGAUGUAACUGUUAAGAACAAGAUGAGGUCUCUGAAGAGCCGGCUCGACGAUUUAUGUGUUCCAGGAGGCCUUCUUAGACGGUUCCCGGACAAUCACAUGCAGACCAUGGUGACUAGCGGUGCAAAGGGCAGCGCUGUCAAUGCAAACCAGAUCUCAUCUGCACUUGGACAGCAAGAGCUUGAGGGUCGCCGUGUGCCCGUGAUGGUCAGUGGAAAGACGCUACCCUCUUUCAAAGCUUUCGAGACUGCCGCCAUCGCCGGUGGAUUCGUUGGCAGUCGGUUUUUGACUGGAUUAAAACCGCAAGAGUUCUAUUUUCAUUGCAUGGCUGGCCGUGAAGGUCUCAUCGAUACUGCCGUCAAGACCAGUCGUUCUGGCUAUCUUCAGCGAUGUCUGAUGAAGCAUCUCGAAGGGAUUCGCGUUCACUAUGAUCACACCGUCCGUGGCAGCGAUGCCUCCAUCUAUCAGUUCCUCUACGGUGGAGACGGCCUAGACGUGACGAAACAGAAGUAUCUCCUGGACUCGGAGAAGCAGAAAAACUUGUUGCUUUUCGCUUCCCAGAAUCAGCAAGCCCUUGCUGACAAAAUUAAUUACUCUGCGCUGAUGGACUCGCCUAUGAUCAAUAAGGAAGGUGCUCUCUCCCACUCCAAAAAAGUUAUCUCGAGACCGAGUAAAUAUUCCCCAACCCUUUCGAAGUACCCACCUUGGUUAUAUCUUGGGGCCACGUCCGAGCGGUUCAGCUACGCACUGCACCAUUACAUUGAAGACAAUCCACACGGUGUCAUCUUCAAUAAAGAAGCGGAGCCUGGACUGUCAAAACGUCGUCGCCUGGUAAAUCGCAAGACUUUCCGGAGCCUCAUGCACGCACGCUAUCUCCGUUCUUUGGCCGAUCCUGGCGAAGCUGUCGGGGCGCUGGCCUCUCAGGGGGUAGGCGAACCCUCGACUCAAAUGACGCUGAACACCUUCCAUUUCGCAGGACAUGGUGCUGCAAAUGUGACACUUGGUAUUCCUCGACUUCGUGAGAUCAUUAUGACAGCAGCCCGGAGCCCCAAAACUCCAACGAUGACAUUGCCCGCUACAAGCAGCGCUUCAGUGGCGGAUAUAGCUGCUUUCUGCAAACGGGCCAGCCGCCUAACCCUGUCCCAAGUCGUCGAUUUUGUUCAAGUUGAAGAAAUGUAUAUAUCGCACUCCAAUGUCCGGAGACGACAGUACAGCGUCACCCUUGAGCUAUUUCCGAGCGAUCAAUUUCACGAGGAAUAUGAUAUCAACAGAGCCGAAGUAUUGAGGACUAUUGGCACAAAAUUUGGCAUCGCACUCUCUGCCCACAUUAAGCGAGAGCUCCGAAGGGCGCGAUCGGAUCUCCAAUCUGCUGUAUCUGAAGCGAAUGUCCCCUCGGAGGGAGUGUCCACUCGCGGCGGGGCGGUAGAGGACGUCGACGGGGCUGAGCAGGGCGACGAUGAGGGUGUGAAGCAUGGUGAUAACACACACGAGCAACAAGGAGAUGAGAUAGAGUAUGAGGAAGGUAACAGUGACGAUGAAGACGAGGAAGAGGAAGAGGAGGAAGAGGAGGAAGAGGAGGAAGAGGACAAUGAGGACAAGAAUUCGAAACUAAAUGGGCAAAAUUUGACAGCCAAAGACAGUCCAUCAAAUAGUGAAACCGUGACUGACAUUGCUCAGCCCUCAGGCAGUGCUGCCGAUGCCCCAUCUGGAAGCUCGGCUACUCAAUCUGCGAGACUUGCGAGAGCGGACGACGCCCUAAGCAAGUCCUGCGAGUGGUUUGUCCCUGGAUCUUUGACUUUUCACUCCAAACAUCAAUCAAGUUGCACGUUCAGGCUUUCGUUCCCAGUUGGAACCCCAAAACUGUUACUCGUUGGCUUGGUGGAGCAGUCCUGCAUUAGAUCCGUCAUACGUGAAAUCCCUCAGGUCACUCGCUGUCUGCAUGUCAAGAAAACGGGUGACGAACGGGAAACUAUGAUGACAGAGGGAUCGAACCUCCAAGGGUUAUGGGGAUUCGUUGAUCAGAUCGGCGACAUCGUUGACAUUGACGGGGUCACAAGUAAUGACAUUUAUGCUGUGCUCUGCACCUACGGUGUCGAGGCAGCCAGAGCAACCAUUAUCAGCGAAGUUCAGAGUAUCUUUGCAUCAUAUGGUAUUGCUGUUGAUGGAAGACACAUCGAAUUAAUCGCAGAUUACAUGACAUUCGAUGGAGGUUUUAGAGCGUUCAAUCGAAUCGGUAUCGGCAGUAAUUCCUCACCGUUCCUUAAAGCGUCAUUCGAGACUUGUGCUAAAUUUGUAACGGAAGCAACUGUCUUCGGGGACUUUGACAGUUUGACCAGUCCUAGCGGUGCCAUCGUGCUGGGUCGACCCGUCCAAUGUGGUACUGGUGCAUUUGACAUCCUUACAGACUUGAGUGCACAUGCCGCCAAAUAUUCAAUGUCCCAGUAGUUUCCAGAUACUUCAUACAUGGUUAUCAUAGAGCCAAUGUCAUAUCUUUACACCGCACUAUCCUUUGUACACCUCCACGUGCGCUAUUCCACAUUUCGACCUGGCGUAUCGUGCAAGUGUCUGUCUAGGCAGGAGUCCAGCCUAUAUAACUUCGUAAUAGUGUCUGCACUGGGUGUAUUUUGUAAAUACCGAGCC
Molecule: messenger RNA, 5555 nt
Organism: Cantharellus anzutake
Lineage: Eukaryota; Fungi; Basidiomycota; Agaricomycetes; Cantharellales; Hydnaceae
Exons: 16
Coding region: 150-5360 (1736 amino acids)
Biological process (GO): DNA-templated transcription
Cellular component (GO): RNA polymerase I complex
Molecular function (GO): DNA-directed RNA polymerase activity; DNA binding
Source: RefSeq, a predicted model, not a curated record